This is a messenger RNA of Staurois parvus, 474 nucleotides long. Lineage: Eukaryota; Metazoa; Chordata; Amphibia; Anura; Ranidae. The record is from the annotation of a GenBank genome assembly.
AUGGGCCCCUGUACCGCCUCCCCAUGCUGCUGCCAGGCCCGUAAUCUGCCAUGGGCCCCCGUACCGACUCCUCAUGCUGCUGCCAGGCCCGUAAUCUGCCAUGGGCCCCGUACCGCCUCCUCAUGCUGCUGCCAGGUCCAGAGUGUGUCAUGGGUCCCUGUACGGCCUCCCAUUGCUGCUGUCUCUAUCGCCACACUCUGCCAUGUGCCACUUUCAGGUCUCCUCACACUGCUGGUGGUUUCCAUUUUUGUCAUAGGGUGCUGUAUGGCCUCCCAUUGCUGCUGCCUCCACCGCCACACUGUGGCUCCACACUCUGGUUUUGGCCCCGUGACUGCCCAAAUGAGUGAAGUGUGCGGUGAUUCUAAGAUCGACGGCACUCAUCUGCAUGUCAUACUGACUGACAGUAUUAUUUCUCUUCCCCAGCAGACUCCAAGGGCAUUUAAAUUAAAGGUACAGUGUUCAGCACUAAUAUUA